UUUGUGAAGCGGCAGAGCUCGCUCACAUUCAGUGUUUCAACCGUUUAUCGAUUCUUGCGCGUGCUGGAGAGAUUUGGCGUUCAGCUCCGUGCGCUGAUGCUGGAGUGUGUUGUUGAGGGCGGAACUGUCGGUGUUCAUCAUCAUCAACAACAUGAAUCCUAACACAAAAUAAAUGGUUACCGGUCACGGGAGUCGGGGAAAGCUACUUUGGUGACGGUCACCGUCGCUUAAAAUCUCUAGACGGGUGAAGAGAGAAACGCGACGCGGAGUUUUAUGCGUUCAGUUGACAGGUGGACCGAUGCCGCCCGUUCAGAGAAAUAUGUCGGAUCUCCGGACCCGAGCUGAAGGUUAUGAAAAGACAGAAGACACGUCAGAAAAGACUUCUUUAGCAGACAAGGAAGAUUCCAGACUAAUUUUUAUCAAUCAGCCCCAGUUUACCAAGUUCUGCAGUAAUCGUGUCAGCACUGCAAAGUACAAUGUCCUCACAUUCCUGCCUCGGUUCCUGUACUCUCAGUUCAGAAGAGCAGCAAACUCCUUUUUCCUGUUCAUCGCACUUCUGCAGCAAAUCCCUGAUGUGUCACCAACAGGGAGGUGGACAACGCUGGUGCCGUUACUCUUCAUUCUGGUGGUGGCAGCAGUGAAGGAGUUUAUAGAAGACCUGAAACGCCAUAAUGCUGAUAGUGUUGUUAACAAGAAAGAGACACAAGUAUUGAGGAACGGCGCUUGGGAGAUUGUACAUUGGGAGAAGGUGUCGGUAGGGGAGGUAGUCCGAGCAGCCAAUGGAGAUCACCUCCCGGCCGACCUCAUCAUUCUGUCGUCCAGUGAACCUCAAGGAAUGUGCUACAUUGAGACCUCUAAUCUAGAUGGAGAAACAAAUCUUAAGAUCAGACAGGGUCUGCAGAUCACUGCAGACAUCAAGGACAUUGACAGUCUAAUGCGUAUCUCUGGACGGAUGGAAUGUGAGAGUCCCAACAGACACCUGUAUGAGUUUGUGGGCAAUAUUCGCCUGGAUGGACACAGCACUGUACCACUCGGUCCUGAUCAGAUCUUGCUGAGAGGAGCACAACUCAGGAACACACAGUGGAUCCACGGUAUCGUGGUCUACACAGGACACGACACCAAACUCAUGCAGAACUCUACGUCCCCUCCUCUGAAGCUUUCCAACGUGGAGCGCAUCACCAACUUUCAGAUCCUUGUGCUUUUUGGCUGUCUCUUGGCUAUUUCAUUGGUCUGCUCCAUAGGCCAGACCAUCUGGAAGUACCAGUACGGCAAUGAGGCCUGGUACAUGGACCUCAACUAUGGUGGAGCAGCCAACUUCGGCCUGAACUUCCUCACCUUCAUCAUCCUCUUCAACAACCUGAUUCCCAUCAGUCUUCUGGUGACUCUAGAGGUCAUCAAGUUCGUCCAGGCUUUCUUCAUCAACUGGGACACUGACAUGCUGUAUGAAGUCACCAACACACCAGCUAUGGCCCGGACAUCAAACCUGAAUGAGGAGUUGGGACAGGUGAAGUACAUCUUUUCGGACAAGACAGGCACCCUGACCUGCAACGUCAUGCAGUUUAAGAAGUGCACAAUUGCAGGCAUGGCCUACGGUCAUGCAGCUGAAGUUGAGGAUGGUAGUUUUGCGGAGGAGGACUGUCACAGCUCUCAGUCCACAGAGGAAACUGGAUUUAAUGACCCCAGCUUACUGGAAAACCUCCAAAGUAAUCAUCCCACUGCUUCGGUCAUCCAGGAAUUCAUGACCAUGAUGGCUAUCUGUCACACGGCCGUUCCUGAGCACACUGACAACAAGAUCACCUACCAGGCUGCAUCCCCAGAUGAAGGUGCUCUGGUUCGGGCGGCACAAAACCUGGGCUUCGUGUUCUCUGGGAGAACUCCAGACUGUGUUAUUGUGGAGUCGCAUGGAGAGGAGGAGAAAUAUGAAUUGCUGCAUGUUUUGGAGUUCACAAGCGCCAGGAAGAGGAUGUCAGUCAUCAUGCGCACUCCAUCAGGAAAGAUCCGCCUUUAUUGCAAAGGAGCUGACACAGCGAUCUAUGAGCGAUUAGCAGACAGCUCCAGAUUCAAGGACAUCACCCUGAAACACCUGGAACAGUUUGCCACAGAGGGACUCCGCACAUUGUGUUUUGCUGUGGUGGACAUCUCAGAGUCAUCCUAUCAGCAGUGGCUGGAGGUUUAUCAUCGUGCUUCGACAUCUCUCCAAAACAGGGCACUCAAGAUGGAAGAAAGCUAUGAACUGAUUGAAAAGAACUUGCAGUUGCUGGGGGCCACAGCAAUUGAAGACAAACUUCAAGACAAAGUGCCCGAAACCAUCGAGACCCUCAUGAAAGCCGACAUUAAGAUCUGGAUCCUGACUGGAGACAAACAGGAGACCGCCAUCAACAUAGGACACUCCUGCAAACUGCUCACAAAGAACAUGGGCCUGCUGGUGAUAAACGAGGACACCCUGGAUGGUACCAGGGAGAUGCUCAGCCAUCACUGCGGCUUGCUGGGAGAAGCUCUGCACAAGGAGAACGACUUCGCUCUCAUCAUAGAUGGAAAGACACUGAAGUAUGCCCUCACUUUCGGGGCACGCCAGUAUUUCCUGGACUUGGCUCUUUCCUGCAAGGCUGUGAUAUGCUGCAGGGUUUCACCUCUGCAGAAGUCUGAGGUGGUUGAGAUGGUGAAAAAGCAGGUGAAAGUGAUCACACUGGCCAUUGGCGAUGGAGCCAACGAUGUGGGCAUGAUCCAGACUGCCCAUGUGGGUGUUGGUAUCUCUGGCAAUGAAGGGCUGCAGGCUGCCAACUCAUCAGACUACUCUAUUGCACAGUUCAAGUACUUGAAGAAUCUUCUGUUGGUUCACGGCGCUUGGAAUUACAACCGUGUUGCCAAGUGCAUCCUGUAUUGCUUCUACAAGAACAUUGUGCUUUACAUUAUUGAGAUCUGGUUUGCAUUUGUGAACGGCUUCUCCGGUCAGAUUCUGUUCGAGCGCUGGUGCAUCGGCCUGUACAACGUGAUCUUCACUGCUUUGCCUCCUCUGACUCUGGGUAUCUUCGAACGCUCCUGCAGGAAAGAGAACAUGCUCAAAUACCCUGAACUCUACAAAACCUCCCAGAAUGCAAUGGGCUUCAACACCAAGGUCUUCUGGGCUCAUUGUCUGAACGGCCUGUUUCACUCAGUCAUCCUCUUCUGGUUUCCCCUCAAGGCCUUCCAGCACGAUACUGUCUUUGGAAACGGAAAGACACCAGACUAUCUCCUCUUAGGCAACAUGGUUUAUACAUUUGUGGUGAUCACGGUGUGUCUGAAGGCUGGGCUGGAGACGUCGUCCUGGACCAUGUUCAGCCACAUUGCCAUCUGGGGCAGCAUUGGAUUGUGGGUAGUCUUCUUUGGCAUCUACUCCUCACUAUGGCCUCUGAUUCCUCUGGCCCCGGAUAUGUCAGGAGAGGCGGACAUGAUGUUCAGUUCAGGAGUCUUCUGGGUGGGUCUGAUCUUCAUUCCCAUCACCUCUCUGGUGUUUGAUGUGGCCUACAAAGUAAUGAAAAGGGUGUGCUUUAAGACCCUGGUUGAUGAGGUGCAAGAGUUGGAGGCGCUGUCGAAAGAUCCAGGAGCUGUGGUGCAUGGGAAGAGUUUGACCGAGAGAGCCCAGCUCCUGAAGAACGUCUUUAAGAAGAGCACCGUCAGUCUGUACCGUUCCGACUCCAUGCAGCAGAAUCUACUCCACGGCUACGCAUUCUCACAGGAUGAGAACGGAGUGGUCUCCCAGUCUGACGUCAUCAGAGCCUAUGACACCACCAAGCAACGGACCAGUGAGUGGUGAGAUCCGGCUCGCUGGGCCCCGCCCCCUCUCAGCGGUCACUCAACUUUUUAAAGGCUGACAGAGAGCUGAAGCCUGUCAGUUUAACUUUGGCCAGCCUAGGGCACCCUGGGCAACAAUGGAUACGAAAAAUGAAGCAUGAGAGAGAGAGCGAGAGAGAGGGGGGGAAAAAAAUCAAGUUCUGCUGUGCUGUAGUUGUAUGUUCAACAGCAGAAACAAGCACUGUGCUAGCAUAUUUUUGCCCAGCCUGCGGUCAGUAUGGUUUCUGAUCUGUCAAACAGAGGAGAACAGCAAAAAGAAUUAACUCUCCUCUCUCCUUCGCCAUUCCUUUGGCUAUGAGUGUUACAGCCAAAAAUGUGUUGUUGAGGGUGGUGAUAAAGGUGUUGAGAAACAUUUGUGGUAAUGGUCUUUGACUGUGACUUCCUAAUCAUUAAUGGCACAUGAAACACUCCCUUUUGUUUUUGUCUCACGUAUGUAUUUUAUUUGCGUCAUAAAACAGGACGUAUGCCAGAUAACCAGAAAUGAAGUUCCAAAGAAUAUUAGAAAUGCAGUCCCUAUUUUUAAAAACAAUAUUCAGAAAUUACAAUUAGGUGUUUUUACACUCCUCAGAUGCUUUCUGCAUCUGUUUGACAACUUUACCCUUGAUUUUUAUUUGAUCAUUGUUCAUGUUAAAUUCUAAGCUAUCAAAGCCUUAUAUUUGUUGUUGCCUUCAGCCAUUACGGGGUAUGUUUUUUGUUUUGUUUAGUUGUGUUUUGAAUUUAGUUUGUUGUAUUUUCUUUUUUCUAUUUAGUUUUAAGUUUUUUUUUUUUUGGUUCCUGGUUCUUCAGAUCUUAGCUUGUAGCAUGUAUCUACCUUUUUUUUUUUUAACAAUUUGGCAAUGUUUCAACAGCUUUCUUGAACACGUUUCUGCAUUCCACGUCUUACACGGCUGCAAUGAUCACAAAGGUGCCUAACAGGAAUUUUUUUUCCCAGUGAGUCUCUAGCUAGGCAGCGUUACUGCACGCUUACACGUUAGACCAAAAUAAUGGUGUAUCAGGCUGCUACACGGGCAAAAUGAGAGCUUCUUAAGCCACACAUUGAACCUCGGCCCCGUUUAUGCGUUCGGCUCAUCGUAAGGGGCUCGUGCGAAACUCUUUUAGACGAUCAGAUGUUCACCAUAAUGUUUAUUUGACUUGGAACGGAGUGUUAAUCCCUCAAACAUAAGUGCCAUUAGCAUAGGGGAGGAACGGAGGAUUUUGCCAGACCCACACAGUAUCGAUACAACUUUGUCUCCUAUAGUUAUUUAGUGAAUUUGUAUUUUUAUAUUGGACUAAGUGUGACUUUUUGGACUGAUCUGCUUUGUAAUGAAAACGUCGUUCCUCUUUUUUGUGGUUCCCCUUCAGAAACUGGUCGUGGUUCAUGAGCUUAAGUGACUACAACUGUCUUAUUAACGCUUGUUUAUUUGAUGGUGGAGUUUGUGCGUUGGUUUUCUUCUCCCUGUGGGAGAGCACGUUUUGUAUAGUGCGUCUGCGCAGUGUGUGUCGUCUGCAUGUGCAUGUGAGCUACGUUUCGGAUGCGUUGCGUGACUGCGUGAGUGUUCGUGAUCCCGUCGGUAUGCAUGUCUGUUUAACUAUAUUAAAGCAGCCUGAGAGACUCGAAUAAGGAUGCGUGUGUGACGUCCUCUGUGUUGUCUGGUUGUGUGCCGCUGCUUGUUUCGUUCGUCUGCACGACUCCAGGUAUACUAACGGUGAGCUAUAUGCCGAUGCAUGGCCCUGUACGUCAGCAGGUGUGUGCAGGUGUAAGUGUGUGAGCGCAUGUGUGUGUCACACGUGUCUGUGUGUCUCGGUUUGUAUGAAGCUCUGCUAAAGCUUGACCAGAGAUGUUGCACAAUGCACUCUUUUAACUUUUAUGUGAUGAAUAUUCUCUUAUCUAGUUCAUAUCAGUUGCAAUAUUAUUUAUCUGGAUGGAUGUACCGUACAUGUUCUUCAUUUAGUUUCAGAUCUCACUGUAACUCUUCUUCCAGCUGAAAAGUCUUUUAUUUAACGUGGAAAGAAUACGUUUAUAGCUACUGUGCAUUUCGUUCCUUAAGCUGUGCUUUUGACCGAUCCUUGGCGCUGUGGGUCGUCAUUCGACUCGAACACUGGAAAUAUGAAGUGAUGUUGGUUAAAGGCUUGGACUGUUGCUUUCUAAAACCAUGUCUGUCAAAGUGACUGAUUGCAUGAAUGGAAAAGUCGUUCUUGGUUUAGCCUAAAUGUUAAUUGUACGCUGAAUCUCCCUCUAGUGUUGGUCAUUUUAAAGAAUGAAAAUGCACUUUUAUAUGGUUUCAAAUUCUCUAUUGGGUGUUUUAUUUUUUUCUUUCCUUUGUCUUUCUGUUAAAUGAUUGUUUAGCAUGUUGGAACUGCAAACAUUUAAGUGUUUUGUCUUAACUGCCAUGAAGGACUACUGAAAUAAACUUUACAACUGAAGCUCUC
Messenger RNA from Onychostoma macrolepis, 6240 nucleotides. RefSeq names its product ATPase phospholipid transporting 8A1 (gene atp8a1). Gene Ontology annotation, cellular component: plasma membrane. NCBI's taxonomy places the organism in Eukaryota, Metazoa, Chordata, Actinopteri, Cypriniformes, Cyprinidae. Gene Ontology annotation, biological process: phospholipid translocation. Gene Ontology annotation, molecular function: ATPase-coupled intramembrane lipid carrier activity; ATP hydrolysis activity; magnesium ion binding. The transcript is spliced from 37 exons. The record is from RefSeq and is a predicted model, not a curated record. The coding region runs from base 299 to 3793 and encodes 1164 amino acids.